This is a messenger RNA of Bipolaris sorokiniana ND90Pr, 1127 nucleotides long. RefSeq lists its product as uncharacterized. Gene Ontology annotation, molecular function: sugar-phosphatase activity; beta-phosphoglucomutase activity. NCBI's taxonomy places the organism in Eukaryota, Fungi, Ascomycota, Dothideomycetes, Pleosporales, Pleosporaceae. The coding region runs from base 61 to 783 and encodes 240 amino acids. The record is from RefSeq and is a predicted model, not a curated record. The transcript has 5 exons.
CGUCAAUUGAGAUUCAGCAACAUUUUCGACUCAGCAAAAGAGAUUGCAAAGGUCACAACGAUGAGUGCAUCCAAGCCCAACUUCUCGGCGCCGGCGCAGACAAUAAAGUGCCAUGGCUUGCUUUUUGACAUGGAUGGUACGAUUAUCGACUCGACGAUUGCAAUCGAAAAACACUGGCACAAGAUUGGCAAGGAGAUUGGAGUUGCGCCCGAGGUGAUUCUGGCAACCUCACACGGGCGGAGAUCUAUCGACGUUCUCAAGAUCUAUGAGCCGAAGCUGGCUAAUUGGGAGUACAUUUGCCAUGCCGAGGGACUGGUACCCAAGGAAUUCGGGCAUGAUGCCGUUGAGAUUCCCGGAUCGCGUGCCUUGCUGGACAAGCUGGAGGAACAGGGUGUUCCGUGGUGCAUUGUGACGUCCGGCACACGUCCGCUUGUACAGGGUUGGCUAGACGUGAUGAAACUGGCACACCCCAAGAAUCUGGUGACGGCGGAAGACGUACUCAACGGCAAGCCGGAUCCCACGUGCUACCAGAUGGGAGCGGAGAAACUGGAGCUGCAAAGAAAGGAGGCUUCUAUCAUUGUCUUUGAGGAUGCGCCGGCAGGAAUUCGGUCAGGCAAGGCGGCAGGGUUCGUGGUGGUGGGUCUCCACACGUCACAUACGCUAGAACAGAUUGUGGAAGCUGGGGCAGACUACAUUGUUCAGGACAUGGGGAGCGUCACACUUCAGUCAUGGGACAAGACGACGGGGGAGGGUGAGAUUGUCAUCACAAAUGCGUUAGUGUAGGGGCGUGAGUAGGUAGGGGGACAAGUGUACUCGUAGACCUUGGUUGCUGAGGACGGGGCGGGUAGUUUAGACUUUUGGUGGCGUAGGAGUUCUGCGGCUCUGCUUACUGUGCGCUUUUGAGAGUUGAUGCCGUGUGCGCGCAGUGUUACUCGGCUAGAGCCAAAGACGCAGGAGGUGGUUCGACGUUGUAUGUGGGUGGGGACUAGAGUGCAGCGCAGGCGUGUCGAGUGCUGUCCGUACAUAUGUAGGUGAGUAGAAAUAGCUGACGCAUGCACCCAGCCUGGCGUGAGCAGACCAGCCUUGCCGAAUGAGCAGUUGGGGUUGGAGGUUGGAGGAGAGAGGGG